Molecule: messenger RNA, 2126 nt
Organism: Scheffersomyces stipitis CBS 6054
Lineage: Eukaryota; Fungi; Ascomycota; Pichiomycetes; Serinales; Debaryomycetaceae
Gene: RIM11
Product: serine/threonine protein kinase
Exons: 1
Coding region: 735-1967 (410 amino acids)
Biological process (GO): signal transduction; protein phosphorylation
Cellular component (GO): cytoplasm
Molecular function (GO): protein serine/threonine kinase activity; protein serine/threonine/tyrosine kinase activity; ATP binding
Source: RefSeq, a predicted model, not a curated record
CCAUAAUUGCUUUGGUGGAAGUCUGCUUAAGUCCAACUCUUCAGAGCUAGUAACUGCCAUUGCACGAAGCGGAACAUCCCUAGACUACUUGUAACAGCACACAAACUACACCUGUUCAAGAAAUCGACAAAUUCAACAUAAAGUCUGUCAUUUGCGAUUCCAACAUCGGCGUCUGACAAUAAACCACAACAAAACUUUUCCAGCCUGUCCAUACUUAACAGAAAAGACUGAGCUUUGUCUGAUUUGAUCCCCGCGUGCUGCAGUCAUUUCAUCCGCCUUCUGUCUGUCUCCAUUGCCCACCUUCCUGUCUGCUUCGUUGGUUGGUUACCCCAUUAAUCGAAAAGUUCGGUGAGCGCACGACAUCCUCCAUUUUUCGAGUUUUACUUUGAAACCUCCGCCUUUUUGUAUUGCGCCCAUCGGUUUCUUCCAGAGCUAGCCAACGUGCUGAAUACCUCCAGAACCCAUUCCCUGUAUCGAGCAGUGUUGUCUCCUAGUGCUGCUGCCUAGAGCCCAUUUUUCUGUGUGUCCAUAGCGUGUUGCUGAGCUGUUCCUCUCUUUGUCUGUGACUUGCUCGUAAUUUGAGACUUUCUGAAUCUCUGAAACCAUAAGAAGAGCCUGUCUGACAACACGCUUCCCUUCAGCAUUCCGUCUGUCAUUUGUCUGCCAUUAGUCAUCAGCAUUAGCUACAUUUGUCUCUCUCUGUCUGUCUGUAUCGCAUUGCAUCUACUAACAACAUGUCCAAAAUAGAGGUUGUUACCGAAAACGUUAACAACGGCCACACUGGCGAAAUCGAAACCAUCCAGUACACCCAAUCCCAGAUGGUGGGUCAUGGCUCGUUCGGGGUUGUGUUCCAGACUCAAAUCUUGCCUUCAAACGAGAUUGCAGCAAUGAAACGAGUUUUACAAGACAAACGAUUCAAAAACCGUGAGUUGCAAAUCAUGAAGUUGGUGCAUCACCGCAAUAUUGCUGAUUUGAAGUACUAUUUCUAUACCAGCAACGACAAAAACGAGUUGUACCUCAACUUGAUUCUCGAGUUUGUACCAGAAACACUCUAUAAGGCACUGCAUUUCUACGUGUCCAAACGAUUGCUGAUGCCUGCCAUUGAAAUCAAGCUCUACACCUACCAGAUGUUGCGUGCUUUGAACUACAUCCAUUCACAAGGCAUCUGCCAUCGUGAUAUAAAGCCGCAGAACUUGUUGAUAAACCCCGAGACGGGCGAGUUGAAGUUGUGUGACUUUGGCUCGGCUAAGAUUCUCAACCCUAACGAACCCAACGUCAGUUACAUCUGCUCUAGAUACUACAGAGCCCCAGAAUUGAUUUUCGGUGCAACCAAUUACACUACCAAGAUCGAUGUGUGGUCUGCCGGUUGUGUGAUGGCCGAGUUGAUUUUAGGCCAGCCAUUGUUCCCUGGUGAAUCGGGAAUCGAUCAGUUGGUGGAAAUCAUCAAGAUCUUGGGAACGCCCUCAAAGGACCAGAUAAAGAACAUGAACCCCAACUACAUGGAACACAAGUUCCCCCAGAUCAAGCCAAUUCCAUUGUCAAAGAUCUUCAAGAAAAUGUCUAACGAUUGCAUUCAGUUCUUAAUCAAAGUGUUACAGUAUUCUCCGGUAGACCGGAUCUCGUGUGUCGAGGCUCUUGUCGACCCGUACUUUGAUGAGUUACGGAACCCCCAGACCAAGUUGCCCAAUUAUAGAAAGAUCUUCAGCCAGCAGUUUCAUCUCAAUUCGUCUCUGUCUCAUCAUCUGAUCAACAACGCCAACUACCAGAUCUAUUCAAGCCAGCCGGACUUCCGAGAGUUGCCUGAAUUGUUUGACUUCAACGAUCGGGAGUUGCUGUCUAGCCCAGAUUUGAACUUCAAGUUGGUUCCGCCCUUCGCCUACGACAGGUUAAACUUGAAACAGCAAAUUUCGUCGCUUGACCAGUUUGUUCCCUGGACGGCUGAAGAGUUGAAGGUCACCCUUGAGUGAGCCGCAGACCUUUGCAUAGUAUAACCACUACCACCUAUUUAAUAGUAGCCCUCGUCAUGUUUGUAUUACUAGCUGUUGUUUCUCCGCUGAAGCAUAUAGAGAGAUCUCUUUAUAUACUGUACAUAUUAUAUCUUAUGAAUGUAUUUAUUGUUCCAGGAG